AUGGCUCCCGCCAAGUCCUCCCGCAACCACGACGACUCCAAAUCUGAGACUCCCAAUGCCAAAGAGAAGAACGGAUCGAAUCACUCAUCCACCAAAAUGCGCCGGGUCACCAGCCAGCAAGGUGGCUCCAAUCACCAGAAAACGGUCAACGCCACUGCUCCUGUCAUCCCCGAGCUGCCACCCACUGAGCCCGUCGCUCCCAGUCUUCAAUGGUCUGGAUUCGACCGAGACGCUCUCCACGCAUACCGUCGCGAACACCAACUCAACACGCCCAGCUCCUUCACCAGCACCUUCCACCAAACGAUAUUCGUGCGACCAGGCAGUAUCGGCAUAUACUCCCCGACCAUGGCACGGCGGAAAAAGAUACGACAGAACCGAGAGCAGCUCGCCAUGGCUGUGCGGAAACACUUCAAUGGCCUGGGCAUCCACGAGAACGAUGUCAUCGUCGACCUGGUUUACAAAGUAAGGAGCGAGAACGCAUCCAAACUGCGCGGCUCCGCCAAUCAUAGCAUCAUUACGGAGGAUUAG
This is a messenger RNA of Clonostachys rhizophaga, 528 nucleotides long. The record is from the annotation of a GenBank genome assembly. Lineage: Eukaryota; Fungi; Ascomycota; Sordariomycetes; Hypocreales; Bionectriaceae.